Messenger RNA from Aspergillus tanneri, 2586 nucleotides. Its product is annotated as sulfatase domain protein. The record is from RefSeq and is a predicted model, not a curated record. The transcript is spliced from 4 exons. NCBI's taxonomy places the organism in Eukaryota, Fungi, Ascomycota, Eurotiomycetes, Eurotiales, Aspergillaceae. The coding region runs from base 1 to 2586 and encodes 861 amino acids. Gene Ontology annotation, molecular function: arylsulfatase activity.
AUGAAACUGAUUAACUGCGUGCACGCCCUCGUGCGGCACUGCGUACCCUUGGUCCAGCGACUUCGCACUUCACCUGGCCACGUUUUCGACGUCUGCUGGGAUUCUUCGCGUCGUUAUUUCUUCACCGUUGCCCUUUUCGCUCUUUUGGGUGCGAAAAUUUUACAUCUAUAUGCCCACAUUUAUUCCUUACCACCCUCCAAAUUCUUUUGCUGGGGCAUCACAUUUUUCUUUCAAGAUGUCUGCGUUUUGAUCCUCAUCCGUAUUUUUACACAAACCAUUCCGUGGCGACCGGUAGCUAUACUGGCCGCUCUCGUGAUUAUCCCAUUCAGUUUACUUAUGUCAGGAAUGGCCUCCGCGAAUACCUCAUUUUACGUUGUCACCGGUGCCGAGAUCCACUGGCGUCAGGCCAAGACCUUUCACGGCGAUGCAGCGGCAAUUCGCACCCUUUUGACUGGCUUGACAGGCUUUCUGGUUGUGGAAGGGAUUCUGUUGACGGCUGCAUGGUUUACAGCGAGACCGAUCCAUCGGGGGGCUGGUGGCGUCUUGAAGGUACUGGCGUGGCCAUUCCGACUACUGGUGACCUUGAUCCGGAACGUUGUCAAUCGGGUGCGCGGUGGGCGACCGUUAUUGCCAGAUCCUCAAGUAUACGAGCAGAUUGCAGUCGACGAUUAUCGGGAUGAUAAGAGUGAUGACGAAGAGUCGGUCUAUCUGAUGGACUCGGGCAGUGCGGGGUCUGCUCAGAAGAAGGAUUCGGUGCUAAAGAGGGUAGGCGUUCUCCUGCCGUUCAGUAUCCUGCUGUUCCUGCGAGCCAUUCGACCCUGGGAUCCUGCGCUCUGGUUCCUUUCCGGAGCGCUGCCGUUUACACCGUUCACCGAAAGUCAUCGCGCGUCGCCCGUUGAUACCUUCGGGUUGCCGGGUGAUUACAGAUGGCUGGAGGACCGCACUGCACUAGCGAAAACGCCAGUCUGGGACUGGAUGCCCGAGAAGGGUCUUCCCGGUUUUGAGGACUGGGAUCAGACGGAACACCCGGAAUUUCAUUACAGCGCCCACGAGGAUCCACUGCAUAUUUCUAACUUGACAGCCCUAUUUUGGAGCCGAUUCAUCAAACAUGUCUUUCUUCUGAAGCUGGAAAGUACACGUGGCGACCUGUUCCCGAUUCGGAAGGAUAGCUUUAUGUGGAACCGUAUCGCUGAAUCCUAUAAGGAUAAGAAACUGCCCGCCGAAGUACAGGAUCGAAUUGCGAACCUCACCCGGACUGCCGAGUUUUUGACAGGAUUCUCGACUGGGUUCGAGCAUAAUGACACGUUGUUCGGGGGGAAAAGGUCGUACGGAGGCAUUGCUGCUAGUAAUGGGUUUACCACAGGCACGUACACGCUGAAGAGUGUGACCGGCACGGUCUGCGGUAUCACGCCCUUGGUGGCGGAUUUCAACCGCGAAUAUCUACACCACAUCUACCAACCGUGCUUGCCUCAUGUCUUGAAUGCCUUCAAUCACCAGGCAGACAUCACAAACAAGACCGAUGACUUUAGGACCUGGCCCUGGCAUUCCAAGUGGAUGCAGUCAGUUACCGACACCUAUGACAAGCAGGAUAAACUCACACCCGCUUUGGGAUUCCAUGACAUUCUGACCAAGGAGAAGAUUGCGGAUCCGGAUGCCAAGCAUUACCCUCCCAAGGAUAGGGAAGUGAACUACUACGGCUACGCCGACACGGAACUCCGCGAGUAUAUCCGCGACGCCAUUGACGAGGCGGAAAGUACCCACACUCGUCUGUUCCUCACCCACCUUACCGGAACCACCCACCACCCUUGGGGCCUGCCGCAUGAUGACGAUUUUAAGGAGAUCAUGUCGUCAAAUCUACUGAGUGGAUCCAAUGGCGACCUCAACCGAUAUCUGAACACCAUUCAUUUCGUAGAUAACUGGCUGGCAGAGAUCUUAGGGAUCCUGGAAGAGAAAGGAAUUGCCAAAGAAACCCUAAUUGUCAUGUCGGGUGACCAUGGUCUCUCUCUGCCCAAUGACGGUGGUGCAACUCCUUACGACAACCCACAUCGUGGCAGCUUUCACAUUCCCAUCCUCUUUGCCCAUCCUGAUAUCCCCCAGGUUGAAGUUACAACCCCCGUCAUCUCCCAGCAGAUUGUCCCGACGAUCAUCGAUUUGUUGAUUGAGACGGGAUCCCUGGGCCCGAACAGCACGCAUGCGGCGAAAGAUAUUCGAUCGCUAUACGAAGGACAGUCCAUGAUCCGCGAUCUGGUCCCAGAGAAAGAUGGCAAACAAGAUUGGCAAUUCACUGUCAUGAACACUGGUGGUUCCUGGCUGGCUGUGCGAUCGGCGGCUCGACCGGCGUUUCGCCUGGUGAUCCCGUUGAUCGACGAUCUUGAGUGGCGCUUUACCGAUUUGGAAAAGGACCCUAACGAGAAAAAUCCGUAUAAGGACUUCGGUUUGGUGGACCUGGCAGAGAAGCUGGACACGGAGUAUGGCAAGGAAGUAGUGGACUGGCUCCGCGAUGCGGCCCAUGUGGCGCAGUGGUGGGUGGUAGAAAACUGGCAUCUCUACCAAUAUAAGCCAAAACUCAAGUCCGGGAAGAGGUGA